AACAGAUGAGAGUGAGGGGAAGUAUAUAAGGUUCAGCCACAUUAGAAGAGACAGUAUAACCAUCUGCACUUCUGCACACAGCACAUCACCAUAUUAACUUCUAUUUGGGAAAAGCAGUGCCAUUUGAGAGCAAUGUACAGUGGGGUCUGCAUCUGUUUAUUACUUGCUAUGCUCUCUGCAAGCUCAAAAGCACAUCAGGCAACAGGUUCUUUGGGUGAAGAUGCAGUGGGCACUGAAAUGGACCAGCUGAACCUUUCACAGCUCCCACGAUAUGCCCGGGCAUCCUCUGCUGGUCAGAAAAAAUCUUUUCAACGCACUGAUGGCGACCAAAGAUCGAACAUUGGGAAUGCGUUGGUCAAAUAUCUGCAGCAAAGCAGGAAAGCAGGUCCUUCCGGGAGAUAUGUUGUCCUGCCAAACCGACCUAUUUUUGAUCAGUCCCAUCGAAUAAAUGACAGAGACUACAUGGGCUGGAUGGAUUUUGGCCGUCGCAGUGCUGAAGAAUAUGAAUAUUCCUCGUGAAAACUCAAAAUAUAUUAAAUUCGCCCCCCCAUUUCUGUACAGAUUAAAUAAAAUCAUUUGCUGUCUUUACAAAUCAGUGUUUUAAAUAUACAUAUUUAUGAAUCUGCUGUAAAUUGUGUGUUAAAAUUUACAAUGCACUUUCCAUAUGCAGAAUUUCUCAGAAAUUACAUUUGUAUUUAUUAUGAAUAAUAUUGCUCACACACUGUUGCUAUACUAAAAUUAUUUUGUUUAUGACCUCUUGAUGGUAAAACACAAUAAACUGUAGAUGACCAUAA
Xenopus laevis (African clawed frog) is the source of this 794-nucleotide messenger RNA. RefSeq names its product cholecystokinin L homeolog (gene cck.L). Lineage: Eukaryota; Metazoa; Chordata; Amphibia; Anura; Pipidae. Gene Ontology annotation, molecular function: hormone activity; neuropeptide hormone activity. The coding region runs from base 133 to 519 and encodes 128 amino acids. Gene Ontology annotation, cellular component: axon; extracellular region. Gene Ontology annotation, biological process: signal transduction; digestion. The transcript has 3 exons. The record is from RefSeq and is a predicted model, not a curated record.